CGUGACGUAACUCUUACGUUGUUUCUGGACAUCUCCGGCUGACAGACUUUAGCAUUAACAGGCAUCAGGGAGUUCCAGACAUCUCCCGAACAUGGCUUUAAAUCGAAAUCAUUCGCAGAACGGCGGAGUUUUGAUAAAUAAUGGCGAAAGUGUCCUAAGGGAAUGCAAGAAUGUGGAGCUGUCAUUUAGCGAUGUCACUUGCAAGACAGAUCUUCUGAAGGGGACCAAGAAGGGCAACAUUUACCUUACACCAUACAGGUUGGUGUUUGUAUCCAGCAAUAACAAGGAUUCCCUGGGUUCAGCCAUGUUCCCCUAUUAUUUGAUGAAAGGCUGCAGCAUUGAGCAGCCAGUCUUUGCAGCCAAUUACAUAAAAGGCACAGUGUCUGCUGAGCCAGGUGGUGGGUGGGAGGGCCAGGCACAUUUCAAGAUGUCAUUUACCAGCGGAGGAGCCAUCGAGGUGGGGCAGCACCUCUUCAAACUGGCCACAAAUGCCUCUCGUGCUGCUCCAGUUCAGAACGGUGCGCCCUCCUAUGGUUACCCUUCACCUGGCGUGAUGAAUGGCUUUGGUCCACCUCCACCUGCCCAUAAUGGCUACCCUUACCCACCCCCUCCACAGCAGAAUGGAUACUACCAGGGCCCUCCUCCGGUUGCUGGCAGUAUGGGCUACCCUUAUCCAACAGCCGCUGCAGGAAUGUACCCAGCUGCUUUUGACUACAUGGCUCCACCUCCCCCUUACCCGGGGCCACCCCAAAAUUGGGUUCCACCCUCUCAGAACUGGACUGCACCGCCACCUCCUCCAGGUAACUCAAAGGCGGCUGAAGCAGCAGGCAGUGCGUAUUAUAAUCCAAGCAAUCCACACAAUGUCUACAUGCCCAUGGAGCGGCCUCCACCAUAUGCACCUUAUCCAAACUCUCCUGACAAGAAGAAUAACUGAGACUCAGGCAUCAUCACUUCACUAACACUCCUCAUUUUCUCUGUUUUCUAAAGAAAGGAGUAAUAUUGAUGGAUACUUAGUCAGUUUGUAGAAUUGUGAAAAGAAAAGGCAAAUAACAGAGGACUCAGAUAUGUUAAUGAGAUCUGACCAUACAAUCAGUGAUAUUUUGGGGACUGGAACAUCUUAUAACAAUUGUACCUUUUUAAAUCCUGUUUUCAUCUUGCUUACUUUUCUGAAUCUAUUCAUUAUUAAAUAAUAGUCUUAUAAGUGGGAUGAAGUUCAUUCUGACUAAUCUUUAACACUUAGGAGAAAUGUAAAGGAGACAGUGUGGAGAAUGUAUGUUUUCCUUUUAUUUUUAAAGACAAAUUUAUUACCAUUUUGAAGCAAUUUAUCGAUUGCACUUCUUGUACUUACUAACAAUUGAUAUUCCUCCUAUUUUCCCUCCUAGUAUAACUACAAAUUUGAUGUCUUUGUGACUUUAUAUUGAGUUUUUGUUCAUAUACAGAACAAGUUUGAAAACUGUUUAGUUAUACAAGGAAGAUAAUAACUGUAAACAAGUCUUCUUCAUCCAUCACAAGUGUGAUCCCAUACUCGGUUCCAUUAUAACUUAACAGUGUGUGUUCAUUUAAUUUUUCCAUAUAUUAUGUUUGGUUAUAAAAAAACAGAGGCACAGUAUUUAAAGAUAGAGUUUGGAAACAUUUCUUAUGGAACAAGUUUAUGUUAUACUACGCUAACGUCUUGCAUAACAAGGUUACAGGUGAGGUGAGCUGAAACCAGAACUCUACUUGUUCAGUAGUUACACCAGUGGGGGGUUACAGGGCCACAUUGAUUUAUGUGGGGGCCGUCAAUGUAUUGCCUGCUGCUGAAACCAUUUAUUCCAGAUUAAAGAGUGGUGAGGAGCCAGCGGGCCAUGUAAUAGCUUCCCCCUUAAUGUGCACCAGUUAGCACCUGUUUGAUGGACUAUAGUCAGAUAUAGUGAAUAGAAAAGGGGGGCGGUUAGUUUUCCAGAUUUAAACAAAUGUCUGUAUAUUAAUAUCUCUUUUGCAGUUCUUUCUUUUUGCAGAAUUCUGUCUUUGAGUUGAAAUCUAAUAAAGAGUAAUUUAUCAAAGA
Melanotaenia boesemani (Boeseman's rainbowfish) is the source of this 2044-nucleotide messenger RNA. RefSeq names its product WBP2 N-terminal like (gene wbp2nl). Gene Ontology annotation, molecular function: chromatin DNA binding; transcription coactivator activity. Gene Ontology annotation, biological process: positive regulation of DNA-templated transcription. The record is from RefSeq and is a predicted model, not a curated record. Lineage: Eukaryota; Metazoa; Chordata; Actinopteri; Atheriniformes; Melanotaeniidae. Bases 92 to 934 code for a protein of 280 amino acids. The transcript has 8 exons. Gene Ontology annotation, cellular component: nucleus.